AUGCGGAACUUGUUUGCCAACUUCGCGGUGACCAUUUCGCUGGUCACGGCCAGUGCGUUUGCCGCCAUCUACAAGACGGAGACCAACCUGCGAAUGCUGAACGUGGAGGCGGAGCUCGAGCCAGCACUGACAUUGAGCACUGGUGCCAAGCGCCCUUGGAUCGUGAACCCUAUGGGAUAUGAGAAAGAGUUCCCUGUGGAGGGUAUCUUCUUUGCCAUCCUGCCUGCUAUUGGCUUCACCGUGCUUGGCUCUUUGGUGGUCGGAACCAUUUUCGUCGGACCUCGCCGGGGAAUGGAGAGGGCUUGCACCCGCCUUCGCCUUGUGGCUUGGUACCUGGAGCGUCUUGGCUUUGAUCCAUUGAGUGGUGGCCGCUGGGCCGUACCCUGGAUCGACAUGGUGGGGUUGAAGGGUCCUGGCUACCACCUGGACCUCUUUGUGCGUGGCGCCGUGACGCUCCCCGCUUGCGCGAUUUUGGGUUUGCCGCUCUCGGUGGCCUCCACAGUGCCUUCUAUCACCCACGUGAUCUCCCUCACGACCUACGAGGUGCAGCAGCUGCCUCAGGGUGAGCGCAAGGUGCCGGUGAAGGUCGUGGAGCAACGAGCGACAAACUUCCUCAUCCACGUCUUAAUUGGCUGCGCACUCUUCUUGGCGCCGGUUCUGAAGUUCUUGCCACGCUCAGUGCUGCAAGGAGUCUUCUUCUAUAUGGGUAUCGCAUCUUUGACAGGCAACAACCUGUUUGAUCGAUUGUUCCUCUGGUUGGUUUGGGAACCGAAGAACUACCCGGCCUACAUCUACAUCCAAAAAUUGCCCGUCAAGCGGGUGCACCUCUACACCUUUGUGCAGCUCAUUUGCUUGGCAAUCCUCUAUGGCCUCAAGGAGAUCAAGGCGACCUCCGUGGUGUUCCCAUUCUUCAUGGCUUCCCUGGCCAUUAUCCGCAAGGCCAUGAGGUUCAUGUUCACUGCCGAAGAGCUCAAGUAUUUGGAUUCUUAUCCUGAUGCAGAUGAGGAAGAG
Molecule: messenger RNA, 1011 nt
Organism: Durusdinium trenchii
Lineage: Eukaryota; Dinophyceae; Suessiales; Symbiodiniaceae
Source: the annotation of a GenBank genome assembly